CCGGGCCGGGCCUCCAUGCCGACAGGGGGAGCCACAGCCGGAGCCAGAGCCACAGCCCGAGCUGAGGCAGGAGUUCCCCGGGCCGGGCCGGGCCGGGGGCCAGGGCAGCGAUGUGGGGUGGCCCGGUGGUCGCGGUGCCGCGGUGGUGCCGGGCCCUGCGCAGCUCCGCAGCCCUCGGCGGCUCCAGGAACAUGCUGCGGAAAAUGUUCCGCAAGAAGAAGUAGAAAGAAGUUCUGGUAUGACAGCCCUACCCUGGGAUCACAAACGUUGUAUAAACCAACCAACUUGGACUUUGUAAUAAAAAAUGACUUAACACAAACAAGGAAGGAAGGUAACAUGCGCUGCAGAGUCUUGAAUGGUCUUAUUCAUAAAGCUGUGUUAGAGAUGGCGACUACCUGUGAAGUCAGUCAAGAAUUUUAUGAUCUCAAGCUGGAAAUCUGCAAGGUGUCCCUGUCAUCCAACUUUUCAGCGUGUCGUGUGUACUGGAACCCUGCUUCCACUAUGGAGAAGGAAAGUUAUGUUGAAAAUGUGCUGCGAAAGAGCGCUCCACGUAUACGGUAUCUUCUGAAAAGCCAGCAGAUUGUAGGAAAUGUACCCCCAGUGGUAUUUAUAAAAGACAAGGAAGCUGCAGCUGUAAAAGAGGUCGAGGACUUACUGGCAAUUGCUGAUUUUGGACCUCCAGAAGAAGUAGAACCAUCUCAGAAUGAUUCAAGUAAACUCUUCCCUUCAACAACUCAGUCUUCAGAUUCACCCAUGCGAUCUAAUCUGUUUGGUAUUGAUCAUGAACUGCUGAAUAAACAGAUAAUGGACUAUAAAAAAAUGAAAGUGUCCAGGCAUAUAGAAAACAUUGCCUGGACAGAGAAGCAGCAGCAGCAGCAGCAGCAGCAGCAGCUUUCUAAGAUUCAAAAGAAAAUGAAAAAGAAAAAAACAAGGAAUCUUCCUGACGAUGACGACCUAAUGCCACAGAAACACUUACUGGAUGGAUAUGAAGCUGAUUACUGGGAUGAUAACACUGAAUCAGCCACAGACUAUCAGCUGCAGGAUGAAUUGCAGGAAGAGGUGAAUGAAUUGGAGGUGGAUGAUGACAAAACUUUACAACAGUCUACUGAUAAACUGAAAUAAAGUGAAAAGGUCACUCACUUCAAAAUGAAGGCUGUCAAAAACAAACAAAAAAAAAGACUGCUAUAGCUACUGAAAGAUUUAUUUUGUACAUGUUUACUUCCUCAUUCAAACUUAUAGAUUUGCCACAUAUGAGCAGGUUUGCUAGCACAAAGUGUGUAAGAAAAACUGCCAAUAGUGACAUUCUGUUAAGCAGCUUUCAAGCUGCUGCAGUUGAAGGGACUUUCAACCAGAGAGCAGUUUUGUAAUGAUAAAAUAUACCUAUUGCAGCACUGAGUUAAAACUUCUUGCAGUUGUGUUAUUUCCAAUAGAAUUAUGAUUUCUAUAUUGCAA
Parus major (Great Tit) is the source of this 1452-nucleotide messenger RNA. RefSeq names its product ribosome binding factor A (gene RBFA). NCBI's taxonomy places the organism in Eukaryota, Metazoa, Chordata, Aves, Passeriformes, Paridae. The record is from RefSeq and is a predicted model, not a curated record. The transcript is spliced from 7 exons. Bases 16 to 1122 code for a protein of 368 amino acids. Gene Ontology annotation, biological process: rRNA processing.